Molecule: messenger RNA, 1091 nt
Organism: Dunckerocampus dactyliophorus (ringed pipefish)
Lineage: Eukaryota; Metazoa; Chordata; Actinopteri; Syngnathiformes; Syngnathidae
Exons: 5
Coding region: 194-1027 (277 amino acids)
Source: RefSeq, a predicted model, not a curated record
GUUGCUUUAAGUGACGCGAUGGUGCCACGAUGGGAAAGAGUAUAAAUGGGAAGAUACGCCGUCAGAUGCCCACCCUGACAUCUCACUUGAAAGAGCCCGACCGCUCUGUUCUUCACACCCGCCCGAUUGAUCGAUCGAUUCUUCUUUGAGCCCGUUUGUUCCUCGGCGCCCUCGGACGACUCUUUGCCAGAGAAUGAUCUCUCUGCUCGUGCAGCUGGCCAUUUGCUUUGCCAUCGCCAAUACUCUGAAGUGCUGUAAAGGUGACCUUGACGACGUGACAAACUGGAAGGUUACUGAUAGUUGCACCAGGGUGUCCUGUGCCAAUGGUGUAGACAAAUGCUUCAUCACUAAAACAGUGUCUGGCAACCCAGCUGAAGUCUCCUACACCAUGGGCUGCAUGCCAGCAGCUCAGUUAGGUGACUGUAAAGAUGCAGGCACUCAUUGCUGUGAUGAUGCUGAUGGCUGCAACUGGCUCCACCUGGGCGAGGACAAGGAGGCGUGCCAAAGCCAAGUCACUGCAGCCAAGACUGAAUGCCAAGGCAAGAACGCCAACAUCCAUGGCUGCAUGGCCAAGGUUACCGAAGCGAGGAUGUGCAACCAAGCUCGCCACUGCCAUACAUGUGCUAACCUUGAUGCGGCCUACUUCGACACCUGGAACUUUGCUGGCACGUGUCCCCUUUCCCAAUGUGGAAGUGGACAGAGAUGCUUCAUCACUAAAACACCCGGCAACAAGGUCUCCUACCAGAUGGGCUGCAAGGCCGUUGGUCACGAUGACGCAAACACUAAGUACUGUGACACUGAUGGCUGCAACAACGGGCUCGACGUGGGUGCGGUCAGGAAUGCAUGCCAAGCCAAGGUCAACGCAGCCAAGAGCACAUGCAACAAUGUAUAUGAUGUUCUCCAUGGCUGCAUGGCCAAGGUCAUCUCAGCCAGGGCGUGCAACCAAGGUGUGUGGGGGAUGCGUGGUGGUUUGGGCCUGCCUUUGAUGAUUGCCAUCAGCAUGAUUGUGUUGGUGAUACUUCAGUGAUACUGGGCUAACACCCCCAUGCAGCCUAUCCUUCUUUUUCCUCUUUCACCCUGUAAACCAUAAA